GGAACUUGAGCCAUCACACAUCCGAAUCACGCUUUACUUUAACGAUGUACGACUGAUAUUUUCUUACGUAUUUAUAACGAAUAGUAUACAGCUUAAACUGUUAUGAAAUCAUCUGAAGAUUUCUUUUAGGCAAGUUGGAUAAUCUAAGUUGUGCUUCGGCAUGUAUCAGAUAAAUACAAGUUAUCCCAUUCUGCGUAAUUUUAUCAGCUCAAAAUUAAUAUCAUUAUUACUGUUCAAUUUGUCUGCGUCAAAUUUCCAUUUGGCACUCACUGAAUAUUGUAAUUAUCUAGAGAUAUUGCUUAAUGUUACAUAAUUGUAAAUAGCAUACCACAUGUACUGUUUGUGUAAAACUGGAUAUGAAUACUGGAAGCAUUUAUUUGACAAAGUAAUGGUCAAAUAAAUAAUUUUCUUAUUAUUCUCACUUUUUAUUCAAGAAGAAAAAGGGAUUACUGUUCUUGUCUUAUAUUUAUCAAGGCUGGAACCUGAAAUAUCUUCAGCUUCAAAUGCGUUGGAAAUAUCUCCAAUUCAACAUGAAACUAGUGAUUCAACUGAUCAUUCACCUCUUAUUGUUGAGCAACAGCAGUUGGAUACUUUGGAUUCUGUUGGUUCCCAGGUUACCGAAUCUGUAAAAGAUUCGGUGAAAGAGGUUACAAAUUCAGAUUUUCAUGAUGAAAUACCGGAAUCACUUGUGUACAUUAAACCAGAAGAUGAAAUGUUUCCUUCACAUGUACCAUACAUUAUUGUUGGUGCUGGAGCGGCUGGAAUGUCAGCAGCCCGUUCGAUACGUGCCUCAGACCCAACGUCUAGAAUUUUAUUAAUUUCUGGCGGUAGGGGACCAAGUACAAUAGCUGAACCAGGUAUUGAAGAAACUUCAUUUGUUGAACCACCACCUUAUUUGAGACCACCUUUAAGUAAAGAAUUAUGGAAUCGAAGUCUUGAUAAAGAGAAAAAGUUACUUCGAUGCGAUGGAGAUAUUCGUCGACAUUCUUGGCUAUAUUAUGAACCAGAUAGCUUCUUUUUAAAACCGGAAGAUUUAAGUUCUGUCCAAUAUGGUGGAGUAGCAUUAAUGCGAGGUGAUCCUGUGGUUCGUCUGGAUCCUGAUAAACAUACCAUUUUUCUAGCAUCUGGUAGACAGAUAACCUAUGAUCGUUGUCUUUUAGCUACAGGUGGUUCGCCUAGACGGUAUAAACAUUUGGAAACGUGUAGUCAAACUGGUGUAAAUCUAAUUGACACUGGACAUGUUUCUUAUUUCCGUAAUAUAGCAGAUUACAGACAUCUUCGAGAUCUUGCUGAUAAACUUCGUCGAACUAGUGGUGGCAGGAUUGCUGUCAUUGGUGGUGGUUUUCUCGGAAGUGAAUUAUCUGUUAGUUUAUUAAAACAACCGAAAUCUGCAGAUAGCAAGAAUGGUAAUCCUGAUUCAAAAACUCAAUCAAAACUAUCUAUAAUGCAUGCAUUUCGUGAAACAGUUCCAAUGGGCAGUGUUUUGCCACCAUGUUUAGCUUCAGCUGUUGGACGUUUUGAAUCAAGUAAAGGUAUUGAAUUAUGGAGUUCAUCAGAUGUUGUCAGCUUAUCACUUGUUCCUAAUACAAAUGUGAAUACCAGUACUCGUGCUACUACUACUACUACUACUACAAGUGUAAAAGAAUCGCAAAACCUUUUACCAUUGGAAAAUGUAAUAGCCAGUAAUAAUACUGAACGUGUUCGCCUUCGUAUUAGACGUACAACAUCUGGCAUUGAAAGAGUAGAAGAAGUAGAAGUCGAUCAUGUAGUUUGUGCUAUUGGUAUAGAACCGAACACGGAGCUUUCUUCAGAUGCAUCCCUUGAAGUAGAUCCUAAUAAUGGUGGAUUUCUAGUGAAUGCCGAAUUGGAGGCAAGACAAGGUGUUUAUGUGGCUGGCGAUGCUGCAUCUUAUUGGGAUCCAGUUGUUGGUUGCCGACGACGUGUUGAGCAUCUAAAUUUCGCUGAAGAAGCUGGAUCAUUAGCUGGAAAAAAUAUGGUUGCUUCAUUAUUAUCUGAAAAUAAUAAAUCUGCAUCUAGAACGUCGUCAUCAUCAUACUAUCAACACCAAUCAUCUCUAUGGUCUACACUUGGUCCAGAAUUAUCAUGGGAUGCAGUUGGAUUGAUUGACUCACGCUUACUUUUAACACGUGCUUUCUUUGCUUCUUCCACUACUACCGGUGAUGAUGACAAUGAUAUUGAACAUAGGUCAUCUAAAGAGGAGAAUUCGACGACUCGAUCUUUUUCCCAUAUACCUGAUUCUAGUAUAGGUAGACUUACCAAAGGUGUUGUUUUCUAUCUUACCCCAAAAGAUAAAAAAUUAGUUGGUAUUCUGCUAUGGAAUAUGCCUGAUGAAAUUUAUACAGAUGCAAAUUAUCCGGCACCUAGUCGACUUAAUCUAGCCCGUAGUUUAUUAGCUCAAAAACUUAUCAUCGAACUUGACGAUUCUACAGAGAAAUUGCAAAACUCGACAGGUAAUAAUUUACGUCAACUAGCCAGUCAAUUUGAUGUUUAUGGAGAGAUUGCCGAGGAUUAUGCACAUUUACAAGAAUAUAUAAAAAGGAAGAAAUUAGAUGAAGAUAAUAAUAAUAUCGCUAAUAAUAAUGAUAAUUCAACAUUUAGUUCUGUAGAGAAUAAACCUCCUAAUAUGUAGUAUUUUCAAAGAAUAUAUCAACUACAGUAGCUAAUCACGUGCUCACCAGUGUUGCGGCAUUUAAAGAUGAAGAACCUAUGAGGAGAAAAUUCAUUGUUUUGUUUUUGUUACUUAUAAUUUCGUACGGAUUUUGUAAAUUUCAAGUUUUUUCGCUCAUUGUUUAUCAAAUAGAAACUGAUUAGAUUG
Messenger RNA from Schistosoma spindalis, 2836 nucleotides. Lineage: Eukaryota; Metazoa; Platyhelminthes; Trematoda; Strigeidida; Schistosomatidae. The record is from the annotation of a GenBank genome assembly.